ACCGAAAAAUAUAUAUACAGUUUAACUUUGAUAAAAUAUGAAUUCUUAUCCUGGUAGUUCAUCUUAUUUAUCAUCAUCUUCUUCAGAUGAUGACUAUUAUGAUGAUAUAGAAAUGCAAGUAGUAGGUCAAAUUACUGCUAACAAUAAUUUUUGCGUUGCUCAACACCAAAAAACCAAAGGCUCACGUCGAGGCUCGAUUCCUGGUCAUAUAGUUAUCAACCGUGACCGGGAAAGUGCUAAUCGCAAUCUCUUCAACGACUAUUUUGCAGAGAAUCCUCGAUUUACCGAUUUAAUGUUUCGCCAAAGAUUUCGAAUGGUUCGUCCUUUAUUCCUUCAUAUUUUGGAUGCUAUACAAAGACAUGACAAUUACUUCAUCCAGCGAAGGGAUGGAAUGGGUAAACUCGGGUUAUCAGGUUUGCAAAAAGUAACAGUUGUAUUUCGAAUGUUGGUGUAUGGUGUACCAGCAGAUGCUACCGAUGAAUACAUCAAAAUAGGAGAAUCUACAACUGUAGAAAGCUUGAAGCGAUUUUGUCGUGCUGUUGUCGAGGUGUUUGGAGCCCGCUAUCUCCGAUCACCUAACGCUAAUGAUGUUGCAAGAUUACUCCACAUUGGUGAACGUCGAGGUUUUCCUGCUGAAGGUAUUGCUCCACCUGCUAAUUAUGUUAUUAAAGGAAAAGAGUAUAAUAUGGGUUAUUAUUUAGCUGAUGGUAUAUAUCCAAAAUGGUCUACUCUUGUUCAAAGUAUUCAUGAUCCACGUCAUCCAAAAAAGAAAUUAUUUGCAAUGAAACAAGAAGCAUGUAGAAAAGAUGUGGAACAUGCAUUUGGAGUACUGCAGUCUAGAUUUGCAAUUAUUGCUGGACCGGCACGUCUUUGGAAUAAAAAAGUAUUACAUGAUAUAAUGACUUCUUGUAUUAUUAUGCAUAAUAUGAUAAUUGAAGAUGAACGUGAUAUUAAUGCAUCAAUUGAAGAGCGAGUCGAAGUGCCAAGUCCAGAAGUUCAGAUGGUAGAAGAUGAUAAUGCUCGGUUUCAAGAAUUUCUUACUAGACAUAGAAAAAUCAAGGAUAAGGAAGCUCACAUUGAGCUUCGAAAUGCAUUAAUUGAGCACUUGUGGGACGAAUAUGGUAACUCACAAAAUUAAAAUAUAUAUUUUCAAGUGUGUCUUUUAGGUUUAAUUUAAUCUAAUGUAUUGUAAUAUUUUAUUUUUCUAUGAAUGUAAUA
This is a messenger RNA of Humulus lupulus (European hop), 1218 nucleotides long. RefSeq lists its product as uncharacterized. The record is from RefSeq and is a predicted model, not a curated record. Lineage: Eukaryota; Viridiplantae; Streptophyta; Magnoliopsida; Rosales; Cannabaceae. The coding region runs from base 38 to 1138 and encodes 366 amino acids. The transcript has 2 exons.